CUCUCUCAGACUCUAACCGCUGCCUGUCUUUGGAGACACUAACUUUUCACCUUGUUACUCCUCGGAUAUCUUCCUAGUUUUUCCAGUAAACAAAUGGCCCGUCCGUUUUUACCGUUUACUAGACGUUUAGGGUUAGAUAAGGCUGUUAAUUUAAAAAGCAGAUUUCUCUAAAUUGCGGCGCAACUUCAAAGAGAUCGAAGGCGAAGUUGUAGCCAAGAUAAAGGAAUCCCAGACCGACCCUGCUUGCUCCUACUAACGGUCAAAGUCACAAUGUCAGUGAGCAACCACGAAAACCGAAAGUCACGCUCCAGCUCCGGCUCGAUGAACAUCCAGCUCUUCCACAAGACGUCACACGCCGACAGCCUGUUGACGCAGCUGAACCUGCUACGCAAGCGAAGAGUCUUCACCGACGUCGUGUUAAAAGCUGGAAACCGCUCCUUCCCGUGCCACCGCGCCGUCCUGGCCUCCUGUAGUCGCUACUUUGAGGCCAUGUUCAGCGGUGGCCUCAGGGAGAGUCGGGAUGCUGACGUCAACUUCCACGAUUCCCUCCACCCUGAGGUACUGGAGCUCCUGCUCGACUACGCCUAUUCGGCUCGGGUCAUCAUCAAUGAGGAGAACGCAGAGUCCCUGCUUGAAGCUGGGGACAUGCUUCAGUUCCACGACAUCCGUGACGCAGCGGCGGAAUUCCUAGAAAAGAACCUCCAUCCUUCUAAUUGUCUCGGGAUGAUGCUGCUGUCGGACGCGCACCAAUGUCAGAGGCUGUACGAGCUGUCAUGGAGGAUGUGUUUGGCCAACUUUGCUACCCUCUUCAAAACAGAGGACUUUCUUAGCUUGCCAAAAGAUAAAGUCCAGGAACUGAUCCUCAGCGAAGAACUAGAGGUGGAAGAUGAGAGUCUGGUGUACGAUGCUGUCAUAGACUGGGUGAAGGCAGAUAUGGAGCAGCGGCACAGCGAGUUGCCCGAUCUGCUGCGCUGCGUGCGCUUAGCUCUGCUGCCGGAGUCCUACCUGCUGAAGAAUGUCGCCUCGGAGGAGCUGGUCAUGUGCCACAAGGUGGGGCGGGAGAUCGUAGAAGACGCAGUACGGUGCAAGAUGAGGAUUCUCCAGAACGACGGCAUUGUAACAGGGUUCUGUGCGCGCCCCAGAAAAGUCAGCCAGGCCUUGCUGCUUCUUGGGGGACAGACUUUCAUGUGUGAUAAAGUCUACAUGAUUGACAAUAAGACGAAGGAGAUCACACCCAAAACGGAUAUCCCAAGUCCCAGGAAAGAGUGCAGUGCUUGUGCCAUUGGUUGUAAGGUUUAUGUUACCGGAGGCCGUGGCUCUGAAAAUGGAGCCUCCAAAGAUGUCUGGGUGUAUGACACAUUGCAUGACGAGUGGUCUAAAGCGGCGGCGAUGCUGGUAGCCAGAUUUGGGCAUGGCUCUGCAGAGCUUGACCACAUGCUGUACGUGGUGGGGGGGCACACGUCUCUGGCGGGAUCGUUUCCUGCGUCUCCGUCUGUGUCUCUGAAACAAGUUGAACAGUAUGACCCGCAGAACAACAAAUGGACCCUAGUGGCCCCGCUGAGGGAAGGUGUGAGCAACGCCGCCGUUGUCGGCGCCAAAAACAAACUCUUUGCUUUUGGAGGGACCAGCGUAAACAGAGACAAAUACCCCAAGGUGCAGUGCUUUGACCCCUGCCAGAACCGGUGGUCGGUGCCGGCAGCUUGCCCACAGCUGUGGCGAUACACGGCGGCGGCUGUCGUCGGCAACCAUGUCGUCGUAAUUGGAGGCGACACAGAGUUCUCCGCAAGCUCUGCGUACCGUUUCAACAGCGAGACGUAUCAGUGGACAAAGUUUGGUGAUGUCACAGCCAAGCGAAUCAGCUGCCAUGCCGUGGCAUCGGGGAACAGGCUGUAUGUGGUUGGAGGGUACUUUGGGGCUCAGAGGUGUAAGACGUUAGACUGUUAUGACCCGUCAUCAGACUCCUGGGACAGCGUGACCAGCGUGCCGUACUCUCUCAUUCCUACUGCCUUCGUCAGCACGUGGAAGUACCUGCCCUCUUAGACCCGCAGUCUCUACAAGGUUCCUGGAUGAGCUGUGAUGUCUGGUAUGCAGGCAUAUGUCUCUCUGCUGGCUCCACGGAGGAGGAAGAAGAAGGGGUUUGUGUCGUAUCGUCGGGGCUCCGUCCUCUCUGAUGAGUCUGCGGAGGAGCAAAGGCCUGGAAGCAGCCCAGAGACUGAAAGUCUGGUCCCACCCAUCCUCAGCCCCCACCACCUGAUCUGUUUACUCGGACUGUGUAACUUUCUCAUGGAAGCAGCCUGCAGUUUAAGCGGGAGUUGUUGCCAUGCUUACUGCAGGGGGGCCUCGCAGUCAUCUCUGCUUCUUCUCUCUCCUCCUGGAACAAAUAAGCUACUGUGACCGGAUCAGACCUGUACUGGUCCUUUUUCCAGUUUUAUUCCCUUUUCGCCUGACGCGUUUACUCAGGUGUAUUAUUUUCCUGCUCGCAGGCUGAAUUAGACGUGUGAUCAGCCAGCUGUGCGGCAAAGGAAGCAAGUUGUUUGUGAAGCUGUAUUAUUUUGUG
Messenger RNA from Cyprinodon tularosa, 2557 nucleotides. RefSeq names its product ectodermal-neural cortex 3 (gene enc3). The record is from RefSeq and is a predicted model, not a curated record. The transcript has 4 exons. Bases 271 to 2040 code for a protein of 589 amino acids. NCBI's taxonomy places the organism in Eukaryota, Metazoa, Chordata, Actinopteri, Cyprinodontiformes, Cyprinodontidae. Gene Ontology annotation, molecular function: protein binding.